Molecule: messenger RNA, 1230 nt
Organism: Mucor velutinosus
Lineage: Eukaryota; Fungi; Mucoromycota; Mucoromycetes; Mucorales; Mucoraceae
Gene: SNO1
Product: Senecionine N-oxygenase
Exons: 3
Coding region: 1-1230 (409 amino acids)
Source: RefSeq, a predicted model, not a curated record
AUGACUCAAGGAGCCACCAAAUUUGGCAGAAGCCUUCGCUCUCAAUUCCUGUUAGAGCCUCAAUACACUCCGUUGAAUCACGGCUCUUAUGGCUCUAUCCCUAGAGUGCUAUUGCCAGUUCUGGAGGAUCUUCGUCUCAAAGCCGAAGUCAACCCUGAUCGUUGGUUACGACGUGAGAUGUUUCCAGUAAUUGAACGGAACAAGCAAGUGGUGGCAGAUCUUGUUCAUGUCGACCCUCAAGAACUAGUUUUCGUAUUUAAUUCCAUGACUGGCAUCAAUACAGUAGCUCGAAGUCUGCCUUUGGAAGCAGGCGAUAAAGUCAUUUAUUUUAGUACAGCUUACAACUCUGUGGAAAGUACCAUCAAGUUCAUCAAAAACUCGGAAAAGCUCAAGCUUAUCCGCAUUGAAUUGACGUACCCCUUGGAUGACAAUGAGGUGCUAACAAAGAUCCAAGAGACGAUUGAGCGUGAGAAUAGUAAAGGCGAUGGUAAAAUCAAGCUCUGUUUUAUGGACGCCAUUUCCUCUGUGCCAGCGGUGCGAUUUCCAUUUGAGUCAGCUGUUAAACUGGUGCGUGAACACAACAUUCUUAGCUUGGUGGACGGUGCACACGCUAUAGGGCAGAUUCCAUUGGAUUUGCAUCAAGUAGACCCUGAUUUCUUCAUCACCAAUUGCCACAAAUGGCUCUAUGCGCCCAGAGGAUGUGCUGUGCUAUAUGUGCCUUUUAGAAAUCAGCGUCUGAUUCACCCUGCCAUCAUCAAUUCAGCCUACGCAGACCACAGUGACCCAGCCGAUAAAUCAGUAUCAUUCCAAGAUGAAUUUGCUUGGCCAGGUACAACAGAUUUCUCCAACUUUAUGUGUGUUGAAGCAGCGGUGGAAUUUAGAAAAUCGAUAGGAGGGGAGGACGCUAUCAUGACAUAUUGUCAUGAUUUGGCUGCCAAGGGAGGAGAAAUUGCAGCUAAAAUUCUAGGCACCAAGGUGAUGGCUAAUUCUGGUCAGAUAGCCAUGGUCAAUGUCGAGAUUCCACUCACAGAUGUCAAGCUCUCGGAUGCGGAAAUCAUUGGCAUUUUCAUUGACAAGUUGCUGUAUGAGCAUAAUUGCAUGGCGCCUGUCUACAAGCAUAAUGCCAUGUGGUACACUCGUCUGAGCGCACAAGUCUACAAUGACGAGUCUGAUUUCGAGACUGUAGCAAAAGCCAUCCUAGCCGUCUGUCAAGAGCUCAAUAGAGGCUAA